CCUGGCUAUGGAUUCAGAACGCCACUUCCCAGAGUACACGGCGAGGAAAUGGAGUGUUAUGAGCAGCAUGUGUAUUCCUACGAAACCUCUUUUUAUUACAUAAAAAGCAAACUAACAGGCCAUUACGUGACGUUAAAGGGAUACAGGUGGGAAGAGAUGGACAAAGUUCAACAAGAGCAAUUCUUAAAUGAAGUCUCUGUGCUAUGGUAAAAUUCAGCCUAAUUCAGUCUCGUUACACACAUCGCCGUGGAGAUCACAGACGGCACUUACGAACAUAUCUUACUUCGUGACCUCUUUAUAAUCACUACAAAUAGUAUCAGUAUUUAUAAUGGUUUGGUAUUGGCUUCGCUGGGUUUCAUAGUACAACUGUUACUCUCUCUGAAAAAUCAUAGCAGGUACUACAGUCGUUGUCUGGCUGCGCGCAAAUUAGUAGGGAUAACCGUUACGCGCGAGGCGCGAGAUGGAUUUAUUGUUCUGAACCCCCGCAUAGCACUCGGCUAAUUAAAAGGCUCCCUCCUUCGAUCAUUCCUUUGUUGCUAUCCAAGCAAUCGUUAUGUACAGAACCUUUCUUUUCAGGAAAAUCAAUCUCAACAGAUUUAUUAUAAUGUCCGGAGGACUGGAAGGACGCAUCUUUCUUUCUUUUCAGCGACUUGCGCAUCUAAGUAUCCUCCUUCUUAUGGCCGUAUACUAGUACUGAUCCUUUAAAACGGGGACUAGUGCUAGAGCCCGUGUAACGUGGCUUAAGAAAGCUCCUUCUUGAAGACAAGACUGUCUUUGAUGAGGACACUGUUCUGCGUUUCAGCCGAGACGUAGCAUGCGCAAUGCAGUUUGUUCAUCAGCGAGGUUAUCAUCACUGCAAUCUGGGAUCACCUAGUGUGGUAUUAACUGAGAACUUUUCAGCAAAGGCU
Porites evermanni is the source of this 908-nucleotide messenger RNA. The record is from the annotation of a GenBank genome assembly. NCBI's taxonomy places the organism in Eukaryota, Metazoa, Cnidaria, Anthozoa, Scleractinia, Poritidae.